GGGUUAUUUCUGGUGUCGGUUAUCGGUAUUUUUAUAAAAAAAUACUAGGUAUCAUAUUAAUUUACUUUUAUAAAACUUGUGUAAUAUGAAAAUAUUAUAAUUUAAAUAUAAUGCUGCCAAAUUAAGAUGUCAUUUUGUAAUACAGUCAUUGUAUUGUCACGUCAUACCUACGCGGUUGCAUAGAAGUGUGAGUGAAUUUAUACACAUUGUGACCUCGUUAAGGAAGGACACACAUAUAGCUUGACGUUCUAGAACGCUGACGUCAUUCAAAUCGUGGCGAGAGCGCAGCAAGCAAGACAUUGUGAAAUGUGAACGGACACCCACUUGUCUUGCCUAGUAUCUAAUUUACUUGAAAGUUGUGGCUAUGAACAGUUACAAUACUGACUUCUGCCAUACAUGUUGAAUUUCUCACUGCGCAACAACUCAGUAAUUUUGUGAAAUUUGGAGAUCUGCCUAAUCCUAAUGAUAAUUGUUCCAACGAUUAUUAGCGACACUUUUAAAAUGGCUGAUACGGCAAAUAACAUAGACGAUUUAGAAGACGGCGAGAUCGAAAGCGAUGGAGAGGAUCCAGUGGGAACGCAGAACGUGGAAAAGGAAGAAGAUGCGACAGUUCCAGAAAAAACAACUCAAGAAAAUAAUGAAUCCCAAGAUUAUAUGUUUUCUAAAUCAGGUAAGAAAAAGAAAUCAAAAAAUAAAGGAGAUCAAAAAUAUAAAGAUAAAAGUAAAAAGAGUCGCAAAUAUUCCAGUCCAACAGAGGAUGAUUUCGCAGGUUCUAUUGAAAAGGCUAUUAGGAAAGCGAUGAACAAAAAUGAUGAUGCAGAUAGUCUUGUGGAAGAUAAUGGGGAAGAUAGGCGUAAACAUAAAAAAAGAAAAAAAUAUGACAGCAAAGAAGGACCCAGUAAAAAGCGCAAAAAACAAGAAUAUGCAGAUGAAAUGGAUGAGAACGAAAUGAUGUGUGUGAGGGGUGCGUCUCCUGUGCAAAAAUCAGUAGAUUCAUCAUACCCGGAAGACGACAGAGACUCUUAUGCUUCAGAUAGUAGUCAUGAAUCCCGUGAACAACAGCAUCAUCGCACCCAGCGACAUAGGCCGCCGCAACGAGAGCGUAAUAAAAUUAAUAAAAAUGACCGAAGAAGAGGUACACAUCAGACGCACGAUUCAGAUGGACUUUGUUUGUAUUAUAUGCAAGGCAAGUGUCAUAAAGGUGAUGAUUGUAUAUAUUCACAUGAUGCUCAACCUCCUAGAAAAAUGGAAUUAUGCAAAUUUUAUAUGAUGGAUUGCUGUGCGAAAAGAGAUAAAUGUUUAUAUAUGCAUGCUGACUUUCCUUGUAAAUAUUAUCACACUGGGCUUCCCUGCAUAUAUAAAGAUGAAUGUAAAUUUGCUCAUGGUAAACCAUUGACAGAAGCUUUGAAAAAUAUCCUCUUAAAACAUAUUGAAUCUGCACCUAAAGAAAUUUUAGGUGAUUUUCCCAGACUACAUAGAGAGGGUGCUUUACAAAUGAUUCAAACAACACAAACAAAACUAAUACAACAAUUUACUGAAAACGCAGAGGAAGAAAAGACUAUACCUUCUCUUUUUGAAUUGAAUAUUCCUAAUCCACAAAAUGUGACAGAUAAUUUACAGUCCAAUCAGUUUAAUAAUGAUAAUAGGCAAAAUAAAAAUUCACCUAAGGUGCGACAAUCUAGAUGGCAGAAUGAUAAUUCUAACCAAAAUUUCAAUGUCAAUUUAUCGCCUACUACUAAUUCUGGUAAUACAAACAUUUUAUGUAUUAAAAAUUUAACUGGGGUAUUAACACCUCGGCAAAUUUCAGAUUUAACCAAAAUGGGAAUAGAAAAUCUAGAUCAAUUGGGGCAGUUAACUGUAUUGCAAUUGAAUAGUAUAGGCAUUUCAUUGAAACAGAUUACUGAGAUACAAUUAAAUACCAUGAAUAUACAAAAACUAGGAUUAAUAAAUUCUAGCAAUGAAUCUUCGUCUCAGACAUUUGUAAGUGGUACAUCUGGUACUAAAGAUUUAGAUUUAAGAGUACCUCCAGUAGUUCCAGUUUCAAGUAAUUUGGUAGUAUCCGAUUUAGCUGGAAAGGAUGUAGAUAUGAGAUUUCGGCCGUCUGUGACGGUGUCGGGAACUGAAGAUAUUUCUAAUAGUACCACUAUAUUGAAAAAGGAUCAGCAAGCAAACAAAGAUAUGAUUGAUAUUGAUCAGUACACAAAAGAUGCCCUGAAAUUUGCAUCGAAAGAUAAAGAGAAUAUUGACGUCUCAAACGAGUCUUUUGAAAAUGAAAAGUCUUCAAUUCCUGUUGAAACAAAGGAUGUUGAUCACAGGGUCCUCCCUUUUCAUGAUGAUAGUUCAAGAGUUUUAAAAACAAGCAUCGAAGAUAAUCCAGGGAAAAAAGAGUUUGAUACGGAUAUAAGAUUUCUACAUCCUGAACCGAUAUUCAAAAAUCCAGAGAAACGACAUCGUCGCUCUACAACUGAUGAUGAAGAUAAUUUAUUGAUUGACGAAAAAUGGUACUCUAGUGACGAAGAAAAAGGAAAUAAAAAGAAAUCUCCAGCUUCAUCACCACGACCUGCAUCUUUAUCACCUCAAACCCCAGCACCGCAUGUUAUUGAACCUUCAUCAGUUUUGAGUAGACUUGGCGAUCUUUCAAAAAUUGACAUAAGUGAAGAAGUAACAAAACUAUUGCAUACGAUGAAAAAUAAUUUGCAUGAAAAUAAGGUCGAGAACACCAUAGAACAAAUCAGUUCUCCUAAAUCUAGGGACCCUAGGUCUAGAAGGUCUCCUGAGAAAGUUCAUGAAAUGAAUAAAGUACUUAAUAAAAAACCACAACGUGUAUCGAUAUACGAAUGCAUUGAUGGUGAACCCACUGAUGGCCGUCGAAGAACUGAUGUUGAUUUACGGCAAACUGAGUACAAAAUUCCUACUUUUGGAGAUACAGAUUUGCGUCAAAGCGCUAGUGGUGAUAUAGAUUUUCGUUUAGGCUUACCUUUCAAACCAAUAGAUAAUUAUACUCCUGCCACAGAAAUAAAUGGUUCAAUAAAUAGUCACCCGCCAAUGGUUUAUAAAUUAAUACCAAUUGAUAUACCACGACCGGAUUAUACUGAUAUUAGAGAUAGUACUGCCAAAUCUCAAGCUUUAACAGAUCCUAGACUAAGAAAAGUAUUUCGGUUAUCUUUAGAAGAAUCAAAUAGCGAUAGUGAAAAGUCGACUAUACCAACCCAACCUGCAACGCCAAGGGUAGAUCCGAGGAGAAAACCAAAAGAUACAGUUGAAAUGGUAAAUUUAGAUCAAAAACUAAAUACUUUAGAGCUUCCAAACAUUUUGCAAAAUUCGAAUUGGUAUAAAGAAUUAAGCUCUACUCAAAAAAUAUUCGUAAAUCAACAUUUAGCUCCUGUUAGUCAAAUGAUUAAACAGUACCAACAAGAAAAAAUACCUGGUAAAAAAUUCGAUCUUGCAUUUUUACAAAAUAAUAGUAUAUUGUGCAAUAUUUUUACUAGCUUAGGUGUAUCUUUAGGAGAAAAUGGCGAGUUUACUUAUUUGCCCAAACCUAAAGAAGCUUUAUUAAAAACGCCUCCAAACUUUAUUCAAAAUGUGAAUUCAUUUGGAAUAAAUAGUAAUAUGGCACUUCCACCUGGUAAUAUGGACUCUAGUAAUAUGAACAUGAUGAACAUCCCACCAAUGGGUUUGGGAGGUAUAAAUAAUAUGAACGUAGGGCCUAUGCAUGGUUUUAGUCAAUCAGUACCAGAUCCACGCUCUGGGCCGACUCCGGGAUUAUUGGGAAUAGCUCCUAAUAUUCCUCACAAUUUUAAUAAUAAAUUUGGUGGUCCCAAUAAUUUUGCAAAUAUGGGUUUUAAUGGUCCAGGAAAUGAUUUUAAUUUUAUGGACGGAGAACAAAACUUUCCAAGAUUUCCUAAUAGAGGUGGACAUCGAGGUCGUGGUAACGAUAGGUGGAAUCGGGGAGGUUCUGGAAGAGGUCAUCGAGAACGGAAAAAUUUUAAUGAUCGUGGUAGUUGGAAAAAUGAUAGACAUUAAUGUUGUACAUAUAAUUUAUGAUAGUAUUAAAUUAUUUUUAACCAACUGGAGUUAGGAAUCCUUCCACAUAUUACGAAAUGUGAUUAAGGUGAUAAAUUAUUAUUAAUAACAGACUUCUGAAUAGCGUUAUUGUUCUAUGUAUUAAUUUGUUUAGUUUCUACACGGGUUAAAAGGUUUGUGGAAAAGGUCGUUUAUUGUAAAUACUUUUACAGAACAUACAUAAUCAGUCAUAUCGAUAUAAUAUGUGAAUAAUUGUGUUAAUGAGAAUAUUUAUAUAAUAAAUUAAGUUUUUAAUACAAAGUACUCAUAAGAGCCAAAUGUUUUAAGACUGAGGGCGAGUUUUAUGAUUGAGAUUUUGUUUUCUAUAACAAGGUCUGUAAAAGCUAGUUACAAAACAAUUGAUUACUAAGAUAAUUUGUAUUUGUUUAGUUUUGUUUGGGGACCUGAAUGAAAGUUGGUGAUUAGUGGUACGUAAUUUACUCUGUCGUAUUUUAAUAGACAUUAAAGUAGGUACAUUACUAGAAGCAAUAUUAUUUUUUAUCUUUAAAAUACUACAUACUUUGUUGAAAUUUACACCAAUACAUAGGUACAGAUUUCGGCUAAUUGUAUUGUGGAGUAGUUUUACUAAAAACGCCUACUCAAUAUUAUAAAAUAAAUCUAUGUUUAUAUUAA
Galleria mellonella (greater wax moth) is the source of this 4695-nucleotide messenger RNA. It is a transcript of the gene su(sable), whose product is annotated as protein suppressor of sable. Lineage: Eukaryota; Metazoa; Arthropoda; Insecta; Lepidoptera; Pyralidae. Gene Ontology annotation, biological process: negative regulation of DNA-templated transcription. Gene Ontology annotation, cellular component: nucleus. The transcript is spliced from 2 exons. The coding region runs from base 463 to 4023 and encodes 1186 amino acids. The record is from RefSeq and is a predicted model, not a curated record. Gene Ontology annotation, molecular function: RNA binding; metal ion binding.